AUGGCAGAAAAGCUGUCUGAAGAGCAGGUGGCGGAGUUCAAGGAGGCCUUCGACAAGUUCGACAAGGACAAGGAUGGCACCAUCAGUGUGCAGGAGCUGGGCACCGUGAUGCAGGAGCUGGGCCUGAAGCCAUCAGAGGCUGAGCUGAAGGUGCUCAUCGCCCGGCUGGACACAGACAACAACGGCAUCAUCAGCUUCCAGGAGUUUCUGGAGGCCAUGGCCGCAGGGCUUCAGACCUCAGACACGGAGGAGGACCUGAGGGAAAUCUUCCGUGCCUUCGACCAGGACAACGAUGGCUACAUCAGCGUGGACGAGCUCAGGCAGGCCACAGCCCAGCUGGGGGAGAAGCUGUCUCAGGAUGAGCUGGAUGCCAUGAUCCGGGAGGCAGACGUGGACCAAGAUGGCCGGGUGAACUAUGAGGAGUUCGUGCGCAUCCUCACCCAGAACUGA
Budorcas taxicolor (takin) is the source of this 450-nucleotide messenger RNA. RefSeq names its product calmodulin-like. The record is from RefSeq and is a predicted model, not a curated record. The coding region runs from base 1 to 450 and encodes 149 amino acids. Gene Ontology annotation, molecular function: enzyme regulator activity; calcium ion binding. The transcript has a single exon. Lineage: Eukaryota; Metazoa; Chordata; Mammalia; Artiodactyla; Bovidae.